AUGUCUUGUUCAUCUCGGAUCUCUUCCUCCCGGGCUGGGGGCAGCAGCUCCGUCAGGGUGUCUGCUGGCGGCGGCAGCUUCAGCAGCAGGAGCAGAUGUGGGCUGGGGAGCGGCUCCGGCCCAAGCUUCGGAGGAGGAGCCAGAAGCUGUGGCCUGAGUGGGGGACUGAGUGGAGGCUUGGGAGGUGGCUUUGGAGGGGGGUUUGGUAGCUGCUCUGCAAGGGGUAGUUUUGGAGGAGCUUUAGGCUCUGGAUUUGGCCUUGGUGGCGGUUCUGGCUUCGGUGGCGGUUCUGGCUUUGGUGGUGGUUCUGGCUUCGGUGGCGGUUCUGGAUUUGGUGGUGGUGCGAGUGGAGGCUUCUACAGCUUUGGUGGUGGUGUGGGCGGUGGUGUUAGCGAUGGAGGGCUUUUCUCUGGAAGUGAAAAGCAAACCAUGCAGAACCUCAAUGACCGCCUGGCCAGUUACCUAGACAAAGUCAGAGCCCUGGAAGACGCCAACACUGAUCUGGAGAACAAAAUCAAGGAGUGGUAUGAAAAAUAUGGGUGUGGCUCCGGCGAUGGUGGAUCAGGAAGAGAUUAUAGCAAAUACUACCCAAUAAUUGAAGAUCUCAGAAAUCAGAUCAUUACUGCCACUAUCGAAAACGCUGGGAUCGUGUUGCAGAUUGACAAUGCCAGACUGGCUGCUGAUGACUUCAGGCUGAAGUACGAGAGCGAGCUGCGUCUCCGGCAGACCGUGGAGGCCGACAUCAACGGCCUCCGGAAAGUCCUGGACGAGCUGACCAUGACUCGCUCCGACCUGCAGAUGCAGAUCGAGAGCCUCACCGAGGAGCUGGCCUUCCUGAAGAAGAACCACGAGGAGGAAAUGAGGAACAUGCAAGGAAGCUCUGGAGGGGACGUGACAGUAGAAAUGAAUGCCGCCCCAGGAACCGACCUGACCAAGUUACUGAAUGACAUGCGGGCGCAGUACGAGGAGCUGGCCGAGCAAAACCGCCGAGAGGCCGAGGAGCAGUUCAACAAGCAGAGUGCAUCGCUGCAAGCACAAAUCUCCACUGAUGCUGGGGCAGCCAGCUCCGCCAAGAGUGAAUUAACAGAACUGAAACGGACUCUGCAGGCCCUGGAAAUUGAGCUUCAGUCCCAACUGGCCAUGAAAAACUCCCUGGAAGGGACCCUGGCCGACACAGAGGCUAACUACAUGGCUCAGCUGUCAGAAAUUCAGAUGCAGAUCAGCGGCCUGGAAGAGCAGAUCUGUCAGAUCCGGAGCGAGACCGAGUGCCAGAAUGCAGAAUAUGAGCAACUGCUGGACAUCAAGACCCGCCUGGAGAUGGAGAUUGAGACCUACCGCCGCCUGCUUGACGGAGAGGGAGGCGGUUCUGGUUUUGGAGGAUCUGAUUUUAGAAACUCAGGAUCCAGGAGCAUGGGGUCCGGAAACAUGGAACCCAGGGAUUCCACAUCUGGUGGCUCAAGAUCCGGAAGCUGUUCUAGCCAAGGAAAAGAUCCAAGCAAGACUAGAGUGACGAAGACCAUCGUAGAAGAGGUGGUGGAUGGCAAAGUCGUCUCAUCGAAAGUCAGCAAUGUUUCUGAGGUGAAGGUCCAUUGA
This is a messenger RNA of Pteronotus mesoamericanus, 1593 nucleotides long. RefSeq names its product keratin 24 (gene KRT24). Gene Ontology annotation, biological process: epithelial cell differentiation; intermediate filament organization. The record is from RefSeq and is a predicted model, not a curated record. Gene Ontology annotation, molecular function: structural molecule activity. The transcript has 8 exons. Bases 1 to 1593 code for a protein of 530 amino acids. Lineage: Eukaryota; Metazoa; Chordata; Mammalia; Chiroptera; Mormoopidae. Gene Ontology annotation, cellular component: cytoskeleton.